ACCAGGCACCUCGCCACCUCCUCGUGGGAUCGCGCGCAGGAGCGGAUCGCCGCCGCAGGAGAGCGUUCCGAGUCCGAAUACGUACGGGAUGGUGGAGGCGCCGGCCGGUCUGAGCGCGGCGGCGCAGGUGAGCGCGCUGCCGCUGCAGGUGGAUCUCCUGCAGCUGCCGCCGGAGGUGCCCGCGCCAGGGGAUCCCGCCCUGCGCGGCGUCCUCGACAGCCUCUUCGCGCAUUGGCUCUCGCUACCGAACACCGCCGUGCUGCUCGCCAGCCUCGUGCACAAGGCCAAGGCCAGCGGCGGCGGCGCCGCGGCGGCGGGGGCUGGGAUGCUGCCCUCCAUGUUGCUGCAGGGGGGAGCCGCCGUGCCGCCUCUCUCCCCGAGGUCCCCGCGCCUCUCGCGGAGGCCCAGCAGCCUCGGCGUUGCCCCACCCAACCACGCCGCGUCGCCGCUCCGCCCGCCAGCCGCGCGCCCCGCCAAGGAGGUCAUACCGCAGUUUUAUUUUCGAGAUGGCCGGCCACCGCCGUACGAGGUGAGGAGGCAAUGCAUAUCGACAGUUGAUCAGCUCUUCGCCGGCCACUCAAAUGGUCUCCGGGCUCCAGAAUUUCGGAUGGUUACCAGGGAACUCUGCAAAUUACCGACAUUCUUUACUACUGUUCUUUUCGAUAAGAUAGACAAGGAGAGCACGGGAUUCGUGACAAGGGAGGCCUUCAUUGAUUUCUGGGUGAAUAACAAUCUGAUGAGUAUGGAUAGUGCAACCCAAGUGUUCACAAUUCUGAAGCAACAGAAUCACAAUUACCUCACAAAGGAGGAUUUUAAACCGAUUCUGAAAGACCUUUUGGACAACCAUCCUGGUCUGGAGUUUUUAAAGAGCACACCUGAAUUUCAAGAAAGAUAUGCUGAGACUGUCAUAUAUAGAAUAUUCUAUUGCUUGAAUCGAAUUGGGAGUGGACAUCUAACACUUAGGGAGCUGAAGCGUGGAAAUCUACUCAACGCACUCAGGCAUGCUGAUGAUGAAGAGGACAUCAAUAAAGUUUUAAGAUACUUCUCAUAUGAGCAUUUCUAUGUGAUAUAUUGCAAGUUCUGGGAACUGGACACAGACCACGACUUCUUUAUUGACAAAGAAAAUCUUAUUAAGUAUGGAAACCAUGCAUUGACAUAUAGGAUUGUAGAUAGAAUCUUUUCAGAGGUUCCUAGAAAAUUUACCAGUAAGGUUGAAGGGAAAAUGGGCUAUGAAGAUUUCGUCCAUUUUGUAUUGUCUGAAGAGGACAAAUCAUCAGCGCCAAGCCAAGAAUAUUGGUUCACAUGUAUAGAUUUGGAUGGCAAUGGCAUACUUACACACAUUGAAAUACAAUUCUUUUUCGAGGAGCAACUUCAUCGCAUGGAGUGCAUGGCCCAAGAACCUGUUCUAUUUGAGGACAUCUUGUGUCAGCUCAUCGAUAUGAUUGGACCUGAGAAUGAUAGCUAUUUGACACUGAAAGACUUCCGAAGGUGCAAAUUGUCUGGGCAUUUCUUCAACAUUCUCUUUAAUCUGAACAAAUUCAUGGCAUUUGAAGCUAGGGACCCAUUCCUCAUCCGCCAAAUGCGUGAAGAGCCAUCAUUGACAGACUGGGAUCGUUUUGCACGGAGAGAGUACGUAAGGUUGGCGAUGGAAGAAGAUGGUGAAGAUGCUUCCAAUGCAAGUGGAGAUGUUUGGGACGAGUCACUCGAAUCUCCUUUCUAGAUUUUUUUUUAUCAAAAAAAAAAACACUGGGAAGACAUAACAGAUGUUCACAUGCAGCCCUAAUAAUCAAGUCAAAAUCAUGAUCCUGGCUAAGCAUGAAAAGUUAUUUGGUAUCUUAUAUCUACAGAAACUAUAGUUGAGGCAGCUGCAUGCUUGCUGGCACCGGCCAUCCAAAUUUUGACAUGGGAGUACGUCCACCCAGUUUCCUGGUGACAGUGAGAUUUUUGGCCAUGGCUUCCAUGAUAUGCUCUAGUUUUGCUGUUAAACUUCAACUGAUUGUUCUAUGGCAGCAACAAGAGAACAGCACCUUGUGAUUGUUCCGGAGGCACAUCAUGGGUCGUUGCAGCGGAUGCAAUCAUCAUAUGGUGGAUAGUGGAUAGUGAAUAGUUGGCGUCACAAUUUUUGUUCCCAUAGUCACGAUUAGCCAUCUGUCAAAGUACUCUCUCUCUCUCUCUUCGUUGAAUAAGGUCAUCAAGAAGGCCGGUCAUUUACUUGUGUAUUCUGUACUUUAUUUAGUUUGUAGUCACAUG
Molecule: messenger RNA, 2250 nt
Organism: Zea mays
Lineage: Eukaryota; Viridiplantae; Streptophyta; Magnoliopsida; Poales; Poaceae
Product: Serine/threonine protein phosphatase 2A regulatory subunit B''alpha
Biological process (GO): protein dephosphorylation
Cellular component (GO): protein phosphatase type 2A complex
Molecular function (GO): protein phosphatase regulator activity
Source: RefSeq, marked provisional